Molecule: messenger RNA, 1032 nt
Organism: Fraxinus pennsylvanica
Lineage: Eukaryota; Viridiplantae; Streptophyta; Magnoliopsida; Lamiales; Oleaceae
Source: the annotation of a GenBank genome assembly
AUGGGAGCUGGGGCAAAGCCACAAUUUACAGCAAUGUACGUGUUUGGUGAUUCACUUAGCGAUCCCGGAAACAAUCUAUAUUUCCACGUAACAGCAACAAAAUCCAACUAUUUUCCUUAUGGUAUCGAUUUCUCUGAUGGACCUACUGGAAGAUUCUGUAAUGGGAAGAUCAUAGUAGACUUUCUUGCUGAAUUGGUGGGAUUGCCUCUGCUUCCGCCCUACAAAAAUCCUAAUACUACUGGGAAAAACAUUCACAAACCCCAUUUAAUACGAAGUCGUGCAGCAGGAAUUCUUGAUGAGAGUGGAAUUAAUUUUGGUCACCGGAUCCCUUUAAGUGAACAAAUUCAGAACUUCAACAACACCGUGAAUCAACUGAGAAAUCAAAUGGAAGAGGAAAUGAGCCAAUAUCUGGCAAAUGCUUUAGUAUUAAUGGCCAUUGGUGCAAAUGACUACAGUAACAAUUAUCUGAUGCCUCAAAUAUACAGAAGCAGCCAACUUUACAGUCCAGAGGAUUUUGCUGAUCUUCUCAUAAAUCAAUAUGCGAGUUAUAUACAGGAACUCCACAACUUGGGUUUAAAGAAGUUCUUUUUAGUGGAUAUUCCACCAAUUGGAUGCACGCCUCUUGAACUGAUCACUGGCCAUGCUCUACCAGGACAGUGCAUAUCAAGUACUAAUAACGUUGUGAAAAUGUUUAACUUACGACUUAAGUCUCUUGUUGCUCGCCUAAAUUCAGAUUUCCAAGAUUCUCAGUUCGUUUAUGGCCCUGCUUACAGAUGGUUUUUUGAGUUGCAUGACAGUUCCUCUGCUUAUGGGUUUCUGGUAACGGACAAAGGAUGUUGUCGCAUUGGACCAAAAAAUUUUGAACUACUAUGUCUUCCAUCACAAAUUCCAUGUACCAAUAGAAACCAAUACCUGUUUUGGGAUUAUGCUCAUCCAACACAAGCUGCGAAUCAAAUUAUCGCCCAAUGGGCAUAUAACGGCAGUUUUUUCAGCUCUUAUCCGAGGAACGUACAACAAAUGGCAAAGAUUUAA